This is a messenger RNA of Megalops cyprinoides (Indo-Pacific tarpon), 2364 nucleotides long. Its product is annotated as keratinocyte-associated protein 3. The record is from RefSeq and is a predicted model, not a curated record. Bases 134 to 820 code for a protein of 228 amino acids. The transcript has 7 exons. Lineage: Eukaryota; Metazoa; Chordata; Actinopteri; Elopiformes; Megalopidae.
ACGAAUGGCUGGAGGCUCGACGACACAGCAAGGGAAAAGAAAAGAAAGGAGAACCUAAUAGUUUUCUUUCUGGGAAGUGCUUUUUGCAUUCCCUUACUUCUGAAAAGGUCUGAGGCAGUCAGAGGCCAAGGAAAUGUGUGGUUUCGAUAAACAGAAGGGGCCUCGGCGGCUGAUGCGAAAGGGAAUAACGCUCAUUUUCGUCGGCCACAUAAACUUCCUCCUGGGAGCCAUCGUCCAUGGCAGCGUUUUGCGCCACAUUUCCAAACCCAACGAUAAAAUCACAACAGAGUACUCCGCUGCCAACAUCAUCUCCGUGACCUCGGGACUGCUGAGCAUUGCUACUGGCAUCAUUGCUAUUCUUGUGUCAAGAAAUCUAUCUAAUUGGAAAAUGCACGUGGGGCUGCUGGUUUGCUCCGCUCUGAACGCCCUGCUCUCCGCGGCCUGCGGCAUCGGCCUGCUCCUGGCCAUCAGCCUCACCAUCGCUGGCAACGGCCGCAGCCUCAUGGUGGGCUGCAACUCCACGGACUUUCCCAUCAGCCCCCGCACGGCCGUGGCAGCCGACUGCCCCUUCGACACCACCCGCAUCUACGACACCACCCUGGCUCUAUGGUUCCCCAGCACUAUGCUGGCAGCAGUGGAGGCGGGGCUGUCCGUCUGGUGCUUCAUAGUGGGACUGACCCUGAGGGGCCUGGGGCCCUGUGCCCACAGCUACAUACGGGAGCAGCUGGAAGAGGAGGCCUUGGCUGACAGGUCGGGCACGGACCCAGACUUCUCACCACAGGGCCGGCAGCUGAUUGGACAGCAGUCUGCCUAUGCAUAAUCAGAAACUGAGAACUGUGUGUCAUAAUGGAGACAACAUCCUGAGAACUGUGGUCAUUUUAUCAUGAAUCUGCCCUUCAGUCACCGUCACUGGAUCCAUUCGGGCCUGUUGAUCGAAGGCUGGAGAUGAAUUUGAAUCACAACAGCGAGGUUACCCCUGCUUUCGAAGAGUUUCCUGCCAAAAUGCAUCUGAUUCUUUCACUUUCUCCAGCAACAAAUCUGUUCUCUGGACCAUAUGAAGACUGAAAAACAGCAGCUGGUUUUGGUUCAGUGGGAAAGCCUACAGAUUUACCGCCUACAGCUCUACAGAUUUCACUCUGUUUCCCGUUCUGCUCCAGAGCCUGCAGUGUAGUGGCAUAUACUUGUACUGUGCAGUUGUUUUGCUCAUAAUUUCUGCACUGACUUUGAUGCCAUUGAAAAAGAGAACUCAGGUGAGGCUUUGGGAUUUGCUUGUAGUGCUAUGUACCCAAUGUCCCACUCUAAAUCAGGUGGUUGACCAGCAAUAAACACCAUGUCAUGUCAUUUUGGUUUCAGCAGUCAGAUUAAAACUAGUAUGUUGGACUCAAUGUUUUUCCCCACCAUGUUGAACUCCCUAGAAAGUAAGAAAAAGAGUCAUUUCCGUCAUUUGCUUUUCAGAGAGAGCUAAAGCAGUUGCCAUGUUUUUUUGUCAUUGUGAAUGCAAUGCUUUUGUUAGAUUGCAGUACACUUCAGGUUCAAAGCAGGAUUCCCAUGCCAUCAAUAUCCGGCUCUUACUAGGGUGCAGGUAUUUAUGGCAGAAUGUUUGUUUUCAUGUGAGACAGGCUGGGCUGUGGCUGUAGAGCAUCAUGGUUGGAGGUAGCUGAAAGCAAUCGAUCGGGGUACUUUUUCCUGUUUGCUUAUGAUGAUCUCAGACAUGAAUCAUCUGAGAUGGUAUGACUUUGCAGCAAAUUUAAACCGACAGGCCCCUCUGGCAUCCUUCUGACUCUGCCUGCUCUGAGUCACUCUCCGUACCUCCUUUCUCCUCUGGUCACAUCUGUACGACCCGCCCAGCCACAGCUGUUCCAAACAGCCACGCCCCCCUCACUGCUGAGGUCACAUUUAAAUUCGGCCCCCACUACAGCAAAGACUUGGUUUGGCAGGCACUAGCGUGCACAGACAUGGCAGUGCGUUAUCAGUGGGUAUAUAUACAUACACAUUCCUGUGCAUAUGAAGCGGCCCUCCGGGCCAGCUGUGCAGGGGUUAAUCUGGUGCCAAGUUUAAUGGUGCCGCAAAUCUGCCUUCACCGGGGUAAUCCAGCGUGCAGCGGAGAAUUAGAGGGAAUGUAAACACUGACACAUGGACCUGACUGACCCUGUCAAAACAAAAGCAUUUCUGUCUGCAUGGAAACAAUGGAGGUUUAUAUACUGUUGUGAUUUGUAUAUACAUGUACUGAAGGACAGCUGGUUUUGGAUCGGCCACCGCAGAUGUAGAGCACUCAGAAUUAUCACAUGUGAAGUGACGUUAUGUACCAUGUUAUGAAAUUAAUGAACUCGAUCAAUUACCUUCUGUAUCUGGGCAGUAUUUUAC